Molecule: messenger RNA, 648 nt
Organism: Letharia columbiana
Lineage: Eukaryota; Fungi; Ascomycota; Lecanoromycetes; Lecanorales; Parmeliaceae
Exons: 1
Coding region: 1-648 (215 amino acids)
Source: RefSeq, a predicted model, not a curated record
AUGAAGCUUACUCAAGACACCACUAGACAUGACGAUAUUACUUAUCAAUCGGUAGCAAAGGCUUUUGAACUAAAACUCGUGGAACAUCAGGAGGCUUUAACCCGAAUGAAGAAGCUUUCGAAACCGCAUCCUUCGCAACCUAAUUUUUCAUACGACGUACCAUCGCCUGCCCUGGAAGCAAAGAAACGGAUGAUAAGGCUACCAAUGGAUACUUCAAGAGACGAUGAGGGCCAGGUACUGUUUGUCGACGAGAGUUUAUGGGUUCCUGUUUCGGUUGUCAACGGCAACAUUCAUAUCUUGCCCGGAGUCCCCAGACUAUUUGAGAAGCUUCUCGAAGGACUCAAACCCGGUUUAGUACCACGGCUGACGGAUCCCGAAGGCAAGGGUGUAUACCGGAUACUGAUCUCUACUCCAAUGGCAGAAAGUGCAGUAGCGUCUUACCUGACCGAGCUAGCAGGGGAAGUUGAGUCGAAAGGAGUCAAAGUUGGAAGCUAUCCACGUUGGGGAAGAAAGAGGAACUCUGUCACGCUUGUUGGAAGAGACGAGGAAUAUCUUUUGAGUUUAGUUGGGGAGGUAGAGAAAAAUGUGCAAGGCAAAAGGGUAGAAAGAGAAGAUGAGAUGGACCAAAGUGACGAUCCAGAUGAAUGA